CCCCCAACAACAGACUGCGCAGUCUCAGGACAGGUCUUGACAAGUCGACAAGUCAACAGGUCUCGACAAGUCGACCAAUCGACAAGUCUCGACAAGUCGACAGGUCUCAACAAGUCUCAACAAGCCGGAACUUCAAUGCUGUAAAACAGCGACACUGGAAAGGGGAAGUUGCGUGCUGUGGUGGAGUGGAGACUCCCCAGCCGCCCAGCGCUGUUUUGCUUGUGUCUGCUUACUUGAUUAAUAAAAUAAUUUCAAUAGACCAGUAAAUUGUGUGGUCUAACUUACAACAAUUUGGUGCUGUGACUCGGAUGAAGGCAAUCUGAUUGAAAGAGCUUUGGAGGGGGCGCCCCGCUGAUUUCAGCAGCCUUCCGUAGAACUACUUUCAUUCAAAUCCUUCACCGACAAACCCAAAAUUAGACACAAGCAAAUAAAACUGGUAAACCCCAGGCAACCUUUGUGCAUGAAGCCCGAACGAAGACCCACAGGGUGGAUAUGGGUAUUCUUGCUGUACUUGCCCUACCAUUGGUUAUUCUCGGGAUCAGUGGAAUUAUUUAUAUUUACCAGUCAGUCAUAUGGCUACUGUCCCAGUCAGCAGUACAAAACAAGGUGGUGGUAAUCACAGAUGCCAUCUCUCGACUAGGCAAUGAAUGUUCUCGGGUGUUUCACACAGGAGGAGCAAGGCUUGUGUUGUGUGGCAGGACAUGGGAGAAGUUGGAAGCCUUGUAUGAUGCUUUAAUUAGUGUGGCAGACCCCAGCAUGACUUAUACACCAAAGCUCAUUCUUCUGGAUAUCUCAGACAUAGACUGCAUUCAAGAUGUAGCUAGGGAAAUCCUGGAUUGCUAUGGCUGUGUGGAUGUACUGAUCAACAAUGCAAGUAUGAAGGUAAAAGGAGCAGUGCAGAGCAUUUCUUUGGAACUUGAUAAAAAGAUAAUGGAUGCCAACUAUUUUGGACCUAUAACAUUAACCAAAGCCAUUCUUCCCAACAUGAUCUCAAGAAGAACUGGCCAAAUUGUUCUAAUUAAUAGUAUCCAAGGAAAAAUAGGAAUCCCAUUUCGUGCAGCUUAUGCUGCUUCUAAACAUGCUGCUGUAGGCUUUUUUGAUUGUCUUAGAGCUGAAAUGGAAGAAUUUGAUAUUUCUGUCAGCACUGUGAAUCCAACAUUCAUCUAUUCAUACCAUCACCAACCAGCAUCUGGCAAUUGGGAGGCAUCAAUUUGGAAAUUCUUUUUCAGAAAGGUGGAAUACGGUGUGCAUCCAGUGGAGGUGGCAGAAGAAGUCUUGCGCACAGUGAAUAGUAAGAAGCAGGAGGUACUUAUGGCCAACCCUAUCCCCAGAGCAGCAGUUUACAUUCGCACCUUCUUCCCUGAGCUGUUCUUUGCCAUUGUUGCCUCAGGGAUUAGGGAAAAGAUGAAGACAGAAGAGGACGUUUGAUUUUGUCCAUCUCCUGUCCCUGCUUAUGACCUGAAUAAAAUUUAUGCUUCAAAUGUCAA
Messenger RNA from Anas platyrhynchos (mallard), 1487 nucleotides. RefSeq names its product dehydrogenase/reductase 7C (gene DHRS7C). Lineage: Eukaryota; Metazoa; Chordata; Aves; Anseriformes; Anatidae. Gene Ontology annotation, biological process: intracellular calcium ion homeostasis. Gene Ontology annotation, molecular function: oxidoreductase activity, acting on the CH-OH group of donors, NAD or NADP as acceptor. The record is from RefSeq and is a predicted model, not a curated record.